AUGGCGACGUACCCCGAACUGAUCGACAAGGCCGUCGUGGUGACGGGCGCGGGUCGCGGGAUCGGCCUGGCGAUCGCGCGCCGCUUCGUGGCCGAAGGCGCGCGGGUGCUGCUGACCGACAUCGCCGAGGGCGACAGCGCCGAGGUGGAGCAGGCGAUCGCCCGCGCGGUGGAGCUGUUCGGCCGCCUGGACUGCAUGGUCUGCAACGCCGGCAUCUGCGAGGUGGCGCCGCUGGUGGAGGCGAGCGAGGCAAGCUUCGACCGGCAGAUGACGGUCAACGCCAAGGGCGCGUUCCUGGCCGCCACGGCCGCCGCCCGGCAGAUGCUCCGCCAGGGGGACGGCGGGCGCAUCAUCAUCAACGCCAGCGGCGCCGGCAAGAUGGCGCCGGGCAAGGAGGCGCCGCUCGGGGUCUACGCCAUGAGCAAGCAUGCGGUGGUGGGCUUGACCCGCCAGUUGGGCGUGGAGCUUGCCGCCGACGGGAUCCUGGUGAACUGCAUCUGCGGCGGCAUCGUCGACACCGGGAUGUGGGACGUGAUCGAUCGCGGCGUCACCGGCCGCAGCGGCGCCGAGCCGGGCUCGUUCAAGGCGGAGGCAGUGGCAUCGGUGCCGAUCGGGCGGAUCCAGCGGCCCGAGGACAUGGCCAAUGUGGUGGUCUACCUGGCCGGUGACGACGCCGACUACAUCGCCGGGCAGACGCUGAACGUCUCCGGAGGCCGCCUUCCUUACUGA
This is a messenger RNA of Geodia barretti, 729 nucleotides long. The record is from the annotation of a GenBank genome assembly. Lineage: Eukaryota; Metazoa; Porifera; Demospongiae; Tetractinellida; Geodiidae.